AUGUCCCAACAAACAGAUCUUCAAUGGCAACAAGUAAGUCCCGGUCAUUGGGAGCGUGGCAUCGACGAGGUCGAGCAGUUUUACACCUCCCUGGCGAAAGCGUAUCAAGGCAGCGGGCGGAACUUCUUCACCAUCACGGGGUUCGUCCCAUUCUCUGUCAAGGCAGAUGAUAGUGUUUGCAAGCAGGAAACAGCCAGAAAAGUUGAACAUGCCCUGCGGAAGGCAUGGGUGCAUCUGCGUUUUGACCACCCGACCAUUGCUUCGUGGGUAGAAUGGGACUGCGAACGCCAGCGCUGCAAAAAGAUAUAUGAAUCUCCCGCCGGGCAGGAUUCCCUUCAGUCCUGGGUGGAGAUAACCUUUUCCACCGUGUCAGACGGUACUUCCGGGCUCGACUGGUGUAAUUCAGAUCCUCCAGUGCCUAAGCUACCGACUCUCUUUCUGAUCUGGUCAUCUCCUCGCGGUGAAGGACCACUCCAGGGUGAUCUUGUGCUCCGUGCCCGUCACGACAUCAUCGACGGCGUUGGGACUUUGAUGUUAUUCGAUAAUCUGUUUGCGCACGCGUCCAGAGCCUACGAGCGAGCGUCAGAUUAUCCUCUUCCUCGUUUUGGUACGGAAUACGCAAAUUUGAGUCCCCCGUUCCGUGUAGCUGCGGCGCUGCAGCCAAGCAUGUCUCCCGAGCAAAGGGAAAGAUUCGAGUCGACCAUGGCAUACAACGCCUUCAUGAAGCACGAUCGUAUAGGAGUUGCCAGCGUCCCCUUCAGGAAGGGAGAACGCCUACCGGGAAAGCAUCAGAGGCUUGCGAUCACUCUUCCCAUCCAGCAAACCACGGCGAUUCUCAGCGCCUGUCGACGGCUAGGCCUGAGUGUAACGCAUGCAUACCAUGCAGCGAUUGCGAUGGCGGUGCGGGAUCUUCAGGAUCGGCGGGAUAGCGAACGCCUAGUGAGAUAUGUCAACUACAGCCUGAUCAACGAGCGCGGGAAUUGCUUGAGCCCGUACGAUACUUCUCUCCAUGCAGCGGCGGUCUACCACUCUGUUUCAUGCAGGCUGCUCAUUGUUGAUACCACGGUUCCGAGUAUAACUGACAGCUCGAGCGCGGCAGAGGUGAACAGGGAGGAGUUUCUAAGGAUCACAAAGACUGUCAGGGAGUUCUACCUGGGGAUUCGGAAGGACAAAGAUCAUAUCCAGAUGAUACCCUCGUGGUUCGCCAGCAACACCAUCCCCUACCCGCCUGACGACGCCACGCCCCCAGUCCCAGAACCGAAUCAAUCGCCGUCGGUUUCAAUCUCCGGCUUGGGUGUGGUGGACAAUGUGAUCAGCCCGUCGCAUGGGGCAUUCGAGCUGGCAACGCCGUGGGUGACCGGUGAGGAACUAGGGACGGGUCUCGGCCUGUUCCUGGGGACCUGGAAGGGGGAGUUGACGCUGAGUGCGGCAUACAAUGAUGCAUGGCAUGAUAAGGAAGAGGUAGUGAGGUUUAUCGAGCGAUGCAACGUUAUCGUGGUCCAGGGGCUUACAUUGUGA
Messenger RNA from Aspergillus thermomutatus, 1518 nucleotides. RefSeq lists its product as uncharacterized. The transcript has a single exon. The record is from RefSeq and is a predicted model, not a curated record. Lineage: Eukaryota; Fungi; Ascomycota; Eurotiomycetes; Eurotiales; Aspergillaceae. Bases 1 to 1518 code for a protein of 505 amino acids.